AUGGCGAUGGGGCUGGGGACGACAGGAGGAUCAAUUUGUUGUUACAGCCAGUACCAACGAAUGCUGAGUACUUUAUCACAGUGUGAAUUUUCAAUGGGAAAAACUCUUCUGGUGUAUGAUAUGAACCUGAGAGAAAUGGAAAAUUAUGAAAAAAUCUAUAAGGAUAUAGAAAAUAGCAUAGCUGCAGCACAUGAGAAGAUUUCUGAAUGCAAAAAACAAAUCCUGCAAGCAAAAAGGAUUCGAAAAAAUCGCCAGGAAUAUGAUGCAUUGGCCAAAGUCAUACAACACCAUCCAGACAGACAUGAAACACUGAAGCAACUAGAAGCUUUGGGGAAAGAACUGCAACAUCUCUCUCACAUUAAAGAAAACGUUGAAGAUAAGUUAGAGCUGAGAAGAAAACAGUUUCAUGUUCUGCUGAGCACCAUCCAUGAACUUCAGCAAACUCUGGAAAAUGAUGAAAAACUUUCAGAAGCUGAAGAAUCUCAAGAAACUCAGAUGGAAACUGAGACCAAACAGUAG
Molecule: messenger RNA, 519 nt
Organism: Pterocles gutturalis (yellow-throated sandgrouse)
Lineage: Eukaryota; Metazoa; Chordata; Aves; Pterocliformes; Pteroclidae
Gene: THOC7
Product: THO complex 7 homolog (Drosophila)
Exons: 7
Coding region: 1-519 (172 amino acids)
Biological process (GO): mRNA export from nucleus; mRNA processing
Cellular component (GO): THO complex part of transcription export complex
Source: RefSeq, a predicted model, not a curated record